AUGGCUUCGCAUGAGUCUGUACCACCUCCUAAUGAGAAGCGGCCCUCGGCCGAAGUCCAGGUCUACUCAGACCAAGACAGCGGUGACGACUUUGACGUCGACACCUAUGUAGCUGCUGAUGGUUCACUCAGAACCAGGCACACCCGUCCCUUGGAAAUAAAGGAAGGGGCAAUGAUCAAGCUGGUCCAAGUGGAAGAAGAAUAUGUAUUUUCUUCUUACAUCUUUGAAUGUUGCAUAUGUUAUAAGUACUCCAAGGCGGGUGAACAUGAGAAUGAAACCUUGGAGAACGCUCGGGAAAGAUCGAAGUGGGACAACGACGAUUUCAUAUGUCGUGGUCACAUUUUGAAUGGGAUGGAGGAUGAUCUUUUUGACGUCUACCAAAAUGUAGAAUCGGCCAAGGAGCUUUGGGAGUCCUUGGAGAGCAAGUACAUGGCGGAAGACGCUUCAAGUAAGAAAUUUUUAGUUAGCAAUUUUAAUAACUUUAAAUUUGUUGAUGGUCGGUCCAUAAUGGAUCAAUUUCAUGAAUUGCGACGUAUCUAUGGUAGCUUGGAACAACAUGGAAUAGCCAUGAAUGACUUGUUUGUUGUUUCUAGCAUUAUAGACAAGUUACUUCCUAGUUGGAAGAAUGUUAAGCAUGAUUUGAAACAUAAGAAGGAGGACAUGACAUUGUCCAGUUUGGCCACCCAUCUUCAAAUUGAAGAAGGGAUUUGUGCCAUGGAAGGUGCAAAGGAUGGAAAUCCUAGCACAUCUACCGUUAACAUGGUAGAUGAAGGAAAAGCUAGUGCAUCUACUAGUGGAAAGAGAAAGAAUGAUAAUUCUUUCAAGAAUAAGUCCAAAAAGAAAAUGACAGGUAAAAAGUUUACUUGUUAG
Molecule: messenger RNA, 870 nt
Organism: Chenopodium quinoa (quinoa)
Lineage: Eukaryota; Viridiplantae; Streptophyta; Magnoliopsida; Caryophyllales; Amaranthaceae
Exons: 2
Coding region: 1-870 (289 amino acids)
Source: RefSeq, a predicted model, not a curated record